AUGCCGUCCCAAACACCACAAACACAAACCGCCUCGCACGCGGGGCAGGUCGCGAAUGCCUAUACUUCCGCGCCCGCACCGGCACCGGCACCGGCGCCAGCUAAGACAACGCCGACAAAGACUACUUUGAAGGCCCUGCCAACGGUUAGGGACCACACGACGGACCAACUGAAUGCUGCCGGUGACGAGUAUAUCCCGAGGGAGACUGAUGAAUUUGGAGAGAAGAAGGUGAUGCCCAACGGACAACUGCUUGGUGGUCGCGAAUAUCGUUGCCGGACUUUCCUGGUUCCCCACCGUGGCGACAAGCUGUUUAUGCUCGCUACCGAGUGCGCGAGGGUUCUCGGGUACCGCGACUCGUAUUUGCUAUUUAACAAGAACAGGUCUUUAUACAAAAUCAUUGCAAGCCAAGUCGAAAAGGACGAUCUGGUCGCUCAGGAGAUUCUCCCGUUCUCUUACAGGUCGAGGCAGAUUGCCAUUGUUACUGCCCGAUCGAUGUUCCGCCAGUUCGGCAGCCGGGUGAUCGUCAACGGUAGGAGGGUCAGGGAUGACUACUGGGAGACUAAGGCGCGCAAGCAAGGCUUUACCGAAAAUGACCUGGCUGGCGAGAAGCGGCCGGGAGGUGCGCGAGCAAGGGAGGCCGCGGCCGCUGCCGAGGCGCAGAACAGCGUCAUGAUGGGUGGACCGCAUGGCGAGAUCGUCUACAGCAAUACCCCGGCGCCAUUCCCAGGAGCACAACCCCAACUUGUUCAACCAGGACCAGACCUCAAUGAUACCACCAGGACCCGCGAUUAUAGUGGCAUCCUCAAGGGCGGACCUCGACAGGAAAUUACGGGACCAGCCUACCAGGACCAGACCCGGCCCUCCGCAGUCCCGGAACUCAAUGCCCAGGCACACCACGCGGCCGAAUUUAACCGGACAAUCAACCAGCAGCGCGACAUGCGAAACGACUAUCUCAACAAUGUAUGGAGGCGACCCCAUGAGCAGCCCGCUACUACUAACCUCACUCCUCCGGCUCCUGCUGCCGACACUACUGCCACAAGCCAACCAUCGCAGUCGCCACACACGACUGCCGCUGGACUACCGCAGUCGGGGAUCAUAGCGAGCCAGAGCCCGCAGAUGAUGAUGGCCGCGCCCGCCUACUCGCAGUCGAUACAUUCCCAGAGUACCAUGAGCCAAGCACCGAUACGAGGUAUGACUCAGACGUCCGCUCAGAAGAGCACCAGGCCAACAUCGUCUCUGUCGCCAGGAACUACGGGGACCCUAGCACAGGCCCAAGGAUACAACUAUCCGCAAUCGAGCCAGAUGUGGCCACCAACCCCACAGACGCCGCAACAUGGAUACUCCGGUUAUACUACACAGACGCAGCAGUCGCACUCCCAACAGCAACCUGCUGCCUCCCAACUUCGACAUUCUAGUAGCGGGCAGAUCCAGCCUGGGAUGCCAUUUUCGAACAUGCCAGGGAUGAGCCAGGGCUAUGGCGCUGCCGGCCAGGGCAUGUAUCCUGCCGAGUCCACCCCUAGGCAAUACAUGCCUCAAAAUACUCAGGCCUCUCCAGCUGUUUCUCAGACUUGGUCCAACCAGCAAACUCCCGCCACCCAGCAGUGGUGGGCCAACGCGCAGCAACAAUGA
Messenger RNA from Scedosporium apiospermum, 1629 nucleotides. Its product is annotated as Chromatin structure-remodeling complex protein. Lineage: Eukaryota; Fungi; Ascomycota; Sordariomycetes; Microascales; Microascaceae. Gene Ontology annotation, cellular component: nucleus. Bases 1 to 1629 code for a protein of 542 amino acids. Gene Ontology annotation, molecular function: chromatin DNA binding. The record is from RefSeq and is a predicted model, not a curated record. The transcript has 2 exons.